Molecule: messenger RNA, 210 nt
Organism: Thelazia callipaeda (thelaziosis nematode)
Lineage: Eukaryota; Metazoa; Nematoda; Chromadorea; Rhabditida; Thelaziidae
Source: the annotation of a GenBank genome assembly
AUGCUAUCUUAUUUUAAGCAAUCAGAUUGUGUCCAAAAAGAACAUCGUCAAGCGAUAGACUGUUUGCAUUCUCGUGCCAAUACGGUUCCAAGUCGAUGCUUUGAAUUAUUAGAAACAUUUGCUCAAUGUAAACUAUCUAUGAUUGAUAAUCGUCUACGUGCCCGCGGGAAAAAAGUUGAUUUGCCGGAGGUAGAAACUACUGAAAAGUGA